AUGAGAGGUCGGAUUUUUACUGGGUUCAAAAAUGGCGGACGGUUUUUGACUCUCAACAGUCCAACUCCUGCAAUUCUGGUGGUUGUAGGCCUGCUCGAUGUUGAAAUACUUCUCAUCCGCGAACAGGACCUUCUCUCAUCGCUGAGCUGCGGCGCGACGCUUGAGUUUUCGACAUUUUUUGAGCCGUACUUGCUUGUAGUGUUCCGUGAGGCGCUAGGUCUUUUGGAGCUUGUUAGGCUUGCGCUACGGUGCAUUGCUGGCCAUUCAUCGACCAGCUGUUGUGUUGAUGACGGUCUGCCGGGCAAUCUUUUUCAUGGACACCAUCAGAUUUUGCUUCACUCGCUUUUUGAUGAUCAAAGUUGCCAGAAGUGUUCAAGAUGCGCUUUCUUCUAUUUCCUGGACACUUAACAUCGUGGCCAAGCUCGAGGAUUCGUUUGGUGGCUUUUGGCAUAGCAGAUUUUCCUACACCGAGCAGUUUAGCAAUCUCACACUGUCCUUUUUCUUCCCGAGACAGGUUUAA
Molecule: messenger RNA, 520 nt
Organism: Bursaphelenchus xylophilus (pine wood nematode)
Lineage: Eukaryota; Metazoa; Nematoda; Chromadorea; Rhabditida; Aphelenchoididae
Source: the annotation of a GenBank genome assembly